AUGAAGCUCACCGGAGCCUUGCUGCUUCUAUCCUUCGCUCUAUUGGUUUCAUCAUCUUCAGCUUUUCAAUCGGACGAGCUUAUUGUGGACGAUGAACAAUUUGAUUCAAAUGAGCGCCCUUCCCAUGAAUUCGUAUCAUCAUCGUCACCUUCCAUUUCUUCUGGUUCGCAUUCUCCGUUAAAACCCAUUCGAAAGACGUCUGCGGAGCCUGAUUCAGACUCUAGAGUUCAGUUCGCUCUGGAACACGCAUUUGGAGAUUCAGAAGAUUUCUCCGUCGCCGGCACUUUCACUGCUCGCCUCAAAUCUCAUGGAGGAAAGAAACUACUUGAAGAUGAUGAUUUCUACAGGAUAAGGGUGCCAUCUAACGUAUUAAAUUCUCCUGGAAAGGCUUAUGUUAUCUCCUCAGUAAAAGCAGUAAGCUUGAAACUUGACAUUAGAGGUGCCUCCCAAAUGAUGGCUUGGAUGAACACUUCAUCAUACACAUGGACGCCAAUAUUUUCUGAACAUAUCAUUGGUGGUGAUAUGGGAGAGGAUGAAGGGGUAAAGCCAAUAGAGAGAUCCUUUUUGGCUAAAUAUUGGAUGUAUUUGAUGCCGCUUGUUGUUAUUGUCAUGAAUGCUAUCAACCAAUCCGCGAACAUGGUGGAGGAACAGGUGGAUAUGCCACCACAGCAGGCGGUUAGGGCUAUCCAUCAUGGGCAAAGUGCAGCUGUCCGGAGGCGGUGA
Lactuca saligna is the source of this 723-nucleotide messenger RNA. The record is from the annotation of a GenBank genome assembly. Lineage: Eukaryota; Viridiplantae; Streptophyta; Magnoliopsida; Asterales; Asteraceae.